AAAGUAUAAAAAUGAACGCGUUCGGAGCCCACAUUAUGAUAAGUGAAUUGUGUUUGUGAAAAUAUAAGUAAAGUGAAUAAUGCCGCCGAAAACUAGUGGAAAGGCAGCCAAGAAGGCUGGCAAGGCUCAGAAGAACAUCACCAAGACCGACAAGAAAAAGAAGCGCAAGAGGAAGGAGAGCUAUGCCAUCUACAUUUACAAGGUUCUCAAGCAGGUCCAUCCUGACACCGGAAUUUCAUCUAAGGCGAUGAGCAUAAUGAACAGCUUUGUAAAUGAUAUUUUCGAGCGCAUUGCUGCCGAGGCGUCUCGUCUGGCUCACUACAACAAGCGCUCGACCAUCACCAGUCGAGAAAUUCAAACGGCUGUUCGCCUGCUUCUGCCGGGAGAGUUGGCCAAGCAUGCUGUCAGUGAGGGAACCAAGGCUGUCACCAAGUACACCAGCUCCAAAUAAUUUGUUCCUGCGAGUGCGGACAAUAAUCCAAAACGGCCCUUUUCA
This is a messenger RNA of Drosophila teissieri, 496 nucleotides long. RefSeq names its product histone H2B. Gene Ontology annotation, molecular function: protein heterodimerization activity; structural constituent of chromatin; DNA binding. The coding region runs from base 80 to 451 and encodes 123 amino acids. The transcript has a single exon. NCBI's taxonomy places the organism in Eukaryota, Metazoa, Arthropoda, Insecta, Diptera, Drosophilidae. The record is from RefSeq and is a predicted model, not a curated record. Gene Ontology annotation, cellular component: nucleosome.